UUUUCUCCCUUGCACCGAACAAAAGCCCCCAAGCUGUUGACAGCCCUCCCUUGAAAAAAACCGAAAAUCCCGGAUCUGCUCUGCUCCUUCCUUCCUUCCGUCGGCUGCUCUUGCUUGUAGGUGUGAUUUUUUCGGUUCUGGUAAGGGGAAAUAGCCAUUAAUUUCUCUUUUCUUCCUUGAAUUGGCUUGGGUUUACUCUAAAUCCUCUUGGUUUCUCCCAAUUUUCAGUAGAUUUCUUGAUUUUUCCCCUGCACUUCCGUCGGCCUUCCCCCAAACUGCAGCUCCGGUUUGUUUGCUUGCAAAUUUUGAUAUGUGACAACCCUUUAAACCUAAAAUUAUGCAUUAGUUGCUGAAUUUGGUCCAGUUGAUUGCUGCCCUAUGUUGUCUGAAUUUUCGCUAAAAUGGGGGAUGAAUUCCGGUAGCUUUAGGACAAAAUUUAAGCAUUAAUUCAAGUGGGAUUUAUGUGAUUGAGUGUUAAUUGACUACUGUGAGAUUUUGGAGAAAAAUCCCGUGAGAUUAGCUAUGGUUUUGCCGAUUUCUGGAAGUUGCAGUUAUUGUUCAUUACGUAAUUACCGUUCACGGAUACUGUUUAUGGGUACUGUUCACGCACUAAUGGCCAGCAAUAAGAGGGUUUAAAUGUGUAGUUAUAUUGAGAAUGAAAUUGAGAUGUCUGGUCAUAUGGUUAUUAAUUCUAGAAUAUUGUGAUUAGGUUCUUGAUCGUUUUGUCACCCUAGCACUUGGGUUAAGCUUUCUGUUCUAUGCGAUUUAAGGUAAGUAAAUUAGGUAAUGCUCUUCGAUUUUAAAGCGUACUUUAAAUUGUUUUUGAGAUGGUGGCAAGGUUUAAAUUGAUUUUAAAUUGAUUUUAUUAACACCAAGCAUGAUUGAUUUGAAAUGGAAUUAUUUUUUGUUUUCAUUGAGUAGAGUAUGCCUACUUGGAAUUUACUGAACUGCUCUGAUAAUUUGAGAAUUUUUGUAAAUUAUGAUUUUCUGUUAAAUCCAUGCCCACAUGGAAUUUUCUGGUUAUUUUUGAAAUUUGAGAUUGAUUGUGAAUUACGGAUUUCUUUUGUAAAUUCUGCAUGGUUUUGUCUCUGAUAUGGUCAUGUUUUAUUGUGCCCGCUAGUGGGAGGUUUAUAAACGCUAGCACAUGUCGACAUGUUUACUGAUAGGACCGGUUCAUUCUGUAAUCCUACCAAUGGAAUAAUACAUUGGUUAUUACUGAAAUCAUGCCAAUGGGAUAAAACAUUGGUUACUACUGUGCCAUUUAGUGGGAGGUUUGUAAAUGCUGGCCAUGACUUAUAGAUGAGACUACUACUGAAUUUUCUUCUACAUUAACGGUUUAUCAUUGAACGCUUUCUAUUGAACUGAAUUUGAUUCUAUAUUAAUGGUUUAUCAUUGAACAUUUUGUUAUGGUAAACUGUUUAUCAGGCAUGCUAAAAUUUUACUCACGGGCUAUCCAUAUUUUUACUUACUGAGAUAUUUUAUCUCAUAAUUUUCCUUGUCCACCAUUUUAGGAAGUGAAGUCAAGGAUGGGGAAAAACGAGGGGAGUGACGAGUUAGAAGGCUAGCCAUCUUGUAAAUUGAACAUGGAUUUUAGAUAUAAAUCAUGAUCUUGUAA
Rubroshorea leprosula is the source of this 1615-nucleotide messenger RNA. NCBI's taxonomy places the organism in Eukaryota, Viridiplantae, Streptophyta, Magnoliopsida, Malvales, Dipterocarpaceae. The record is from the annotation of a GenBank genome assembly.